GCGCAGUCGCACAUUUUAUGGAUUUUCCACGGCACAAACUUGAGUGAAAUCGCGUGCGUUGGUGGUAAAAGGGAGGGGUCAGGAGCGUAACGGGGCGCCAGAGGUGCGGCGAUUUUCGGUUGAGAGCACGAGGAAAAAUAGUGGGUGAAAGCUGCCCUAUUGCAAAGUGCAGACUCGGUUGACUGUGAAAAUUAAGGAAAUUAUCGAGUUUGAAACAGUUUGGAAUUAUUGUUGCGAUGAAAUGAGGUGUCCUGUGGGUGCCACUGGCUCAUGUGGUGUAUCAAUGGUCGUGUGAUUACUCACAGAGCGUGAUACCCUAUCUGACGCGUGGAUCCUGAGGUUAUUUUUUUUUCUUCUGCCAGACUGAGGACUCUGCUCCGGAUGUCGACACGGAAGAGCCAGUGGGGCAUGCGAAUGCGUUGAUCGCAGCAGCGGGAGUCGACGAUUGAGAAAAACAGAUCGGAAAAAUUGAUUAUUAAUACCGGACGAGUUGCGGCAUGGGCUUGCUGAGAAUUUCGUUGAAGAGAUGCUUCAUCUACAUUUUUUGCGCUACCGGGAUGGUGCUGGUGGUGAUGAAUGUCCGUCAGAAGGAGCUGUGGCAUGCCCUCAGGCCGGAUCCUGGACCGGCGCAGGCCAUUCGGACGAUGCCAGAUGUUGGCAAGAUGAAACACUUGGUGCCCGUAAAAGCCAAGGGCCUACCUGGGAUGAGGGUCGCGCGUGUCAGGCAGAGUGUCAAGAGUAAAUCAGCAGUUGAAAAAUUUGAGCCCUCAAAUUUGACGGGAACACUCAAUCCGGUGGAUCAUAUUGCGGAGAUGACGGAUCCGAGCAAGAGACCGUGGUAUAUGAAGGGCGGAACCAAACGACCACGUCCGGUUGCCAGGUCCAAGAGAACUGGCCGGAGAAUUGCAAGACUGUGGCCUGAUGAGGAUUCUAAUGACGACAGAGUCACAAAUCAGUUGAUGUUCGUUCCACCUGAUUACAACAGAACGAGUAUCGAGCGUCGGCCCAAAAGAAUAAUGAUACCACAUGGCAUGGGCGAGGCAGAGACGGGGAGCGAAUUGUUUCAUCAUCUUGGGUGUCCUGUCAAUACUUGUGUCAUCACUCGCGAUAAUCCCGAUCUCGCGGACUUGAUAAUCUUCAAGGAUUACGUUACUCACGUGGGUCGCAGACUUCCAAAUCAAGUUUGGAUGCUGUAUUUUCUUGAGUGUCCGUAUCACACUCAAGCCGUGAAAAAUGCUCUCGUAAAUUGGACAGCUACGUACAGACGUGACAGUGACAUCGUAGCCCCAUACGAAAGAUGGCAGUACUACGAUGCUCGAGUUACACAGAUACCCCAGACAUUCAACUACGCUGCUAACAAAACAAAAAAAGUUGCCUGGUUUGUCUCCAAUUGUCACCCACGCAAUCAGAGAAUGCAGUAUGCCAAAGAACUUGCCAAGCACAUUCAAGUGGAUAUUUAUGGUGCCUGUGGCAGCCUCAGAUGUCCACGAUCUCAGGCACAAACGUGCUUCGAAAUGCUCGAUGCUGAUUAUAAGUUUUACCUUGCUUUUGAAAAUUCUAAUUGCCGGGAUUACAUAACGGAGAAGUUCUUCGUUAACGGUCUUGGGCACAAUGUGUUGCCAAUCGUAAUGGGUGCACACCCCACCGACUACGCGAAGAGUGCGCCCUACAGAUCCUACAUUCACGUAGACGAGUUUGAAUCACCGCGAGAGCUUGCGGACUACCUCCACCGCCUAGACCACGACGACGAGCUUUAUAACUCCUAUUUCAAGUGGAAAGGCACCGGUGAAUUUAUCAACACGUACUUUUGGUGUCGUGUGUGCGCAAUGCUCCACGAUCCACGAUCACCCAAAUACUACAAAGACGUCAACGAAUGGUGGCGUGGGGACGACGUCUGUACUCAAAACUCUUGGAGGGUGCACGAUACUAAUGAGAUAACUUUCAAAAAUUCAUGAACAUACUCAGAGUAAUUAGCGAGAGAAAAAUUUGACCCUUCGAUUUUGAAAAAUUGAAGGUAAUUCAUUUUACGUACAACCACUUUAGCGACUGCACUGCUUGGUAGUCGCAGUUAUAAAGAAAACACAAAAAUACUUCCAAAAAUGCAGUGAACGGUAAUUUCACUAUUAACUAUGAAUGAUAACGGAAAAUGAUAAAAGACUGCGCGUACGUAAUUUAAGCCUCAAAAAUAAUCGUCAUUUUUAAUGUUGUACGAAAAGAAAAAUAUAAUUUUGCCAAUUAAAUAUUCUUCUGAGAAGAAUUUAAAGCGAAUUUUCUGAUGGAAAUUUCGGGCAUUUGUUUAUCCUAAAUAAAUAUCAUUGGCAACAUUAUAUUUUCUUAUCAGUGUUCCGGGAGGAAAUCGAUUAGAAUUUAGUGGUGAUUUGGUGAGACGAAAGGAUUAAGGAUGUUUGACAUCCUUUUAGCUAAAAUUCACGUCUUUCAAUUAAUCUGGAAAAUUAUCGAUCACAUGGACACGAAAAGAUAUUUUAUCACGAUAAAAUUCAUAAUUAUUUAAUAGCUCACGCAUUUUCAUAGUGAUGCGAUCAUUUUUGAAUGUUUUUUUCUAGUUUUGUAAUUCUUCUCAAAAGCUUAGAAAAAACAUACAAAUGUUUGCAGCCUCCUUGAAACUUUGUGAGCCAUUAAAUAAAAAUACACAAAAGCGUUCCAUUUUUUCGACAUAAAAAUUGUCAGAAAAAUUGGAGAAACAGGAAUUUUGGCGGAAAUGGUGUCGCACAUCCUUAAAGUCAACUUGAACUCUAAAUUCAAUAGCAAUUGGAAUUGUUUGAAUUUACUUGCAAGUUGAGCUGUUGCGUCUCGUGUUUCCAUUUCAUCGCUAGACUAUUUCCCCCAAUUUUUGUUAUAUUGAAAACUAUGAAGUAUUAUUGCAAGCCCCUGUUAGAGGUCAGAAUACCCACAAAUUACUAUAGAAUUUUGAAAUGAAAGUGCUAAACGCUAUAAAAAAGAUAAAAUCCCAAAUUCUUCUGGAAACUUCGGAUGAACAAAGAGUUGUUCUGUCCAGCGAUAGAACGGAUUCGUCAACGUUAACGAAUGUAUUUUGGCUAAAACUUUGAGCCGAUUUGGUGUCACCAAAGAUUCAUUCAUUAAUAGUCAACGAGUCUGUAUUCGUAGAGUCUUGUUUAACUUGGUAUUUCACAGUUCCAGUUAACCAUUUGUUAACUAUCAACGGAUAAUGACUGGGUCAUAUUCCGCUCGACCAUUCGUUAAUAGUCAACGAAUCUCGUUUGGAAUGAAUGAAUCAUUGUACCAAAGGGAUCGUCAAAUGAUUUAUCGUUAAAAAAAUGUUUAUAAAGUAAAAUUCUUUCAAUUAAUUCACUCUGUCAACUACCUGAAGAUGGAGUUAUGUUAAAAUCCUGACGAUUGUUGAUUUUUUGUUGAAUUUUAGUCCCUUCGUCAUUUCCAUACCAAGUGAUGAAACAGCAGGCCUCAUUGAUCCUCUUAAUGGAAAAACCCUGAAGUAUCUAACUCUCUGAAAUUAAUUUCAUGUAAUGAAUAUAGUUCCUAGUUCCUAUUAUUUUAUAGUUUAAGAUAGAUUAGCGGGCAAGACUCUGUGAUACGUUCGCGACACCCAAUGAAACUCGCCCGACGAAUCAUUUGAUUUCAUUGUGAUGAUCCGUUUUGUAUGAGAACCGGCUUAAUUUGCUUCAAGACUUGGUGCGCACACUGCCAAAUAGAGAAGUUCCGAUUGAUUGGGUUGUUGUGUGAUUUUUUUUAUUGAAAAAGUUGAUGAAAUGCAAAAAUUUGAUGAGAAACACUAAAUACGGAUUUUUUCAUUGUAAAAAGAUAACGAAAAAUGAACAAGUUCUAACCGUCUGUAAAUUGACGUCACGAUGCUAUGAAUAUGGACACUUUGGGGUGACGUCAUGACUCAGAGUCCAUAAGGACUCGAUUAUAAAUCAUUCGAUCAUUUUUCAUUGAUUUUUUUAAUAAAAAAAUACGUGUUUUAUUUUUUUUAUCUGACUUUGAUAUUCAAUAAGAAAAGUUAUCAUGCAAAAUCCCAAUUCUCUUCGAUUGUAUAUUUCUGAAGAUCAUACAAGAUGCACUUGCGAAUGACGCACAAUUUGUACAAAUUUUCAUGAUUUCAUUGGAAUUAAUUUUGUUAUUUACAGAAAGCCUGUGUUUCUCAGUAUAUUUUUCAUCAAUGUAUUAGUUCCGUACUCGUUGUAGUAUUAGGUUGGAAUGAAAUCGAAGUGCACAAAUCAAAUGGCGAUGCUGGAACAACGAAUUAUGGGAGAGAGUCAUUUAUAGUUGAUUCUUUAUUUAUAGGUCCGUAUUGAAUUAGGUCACUCAGUUAUUUGAAAUUAAACGAGGGAAACCCUUUCAUACUGUCGAAUCUUCAUUCCCAGUGAUUCAUUUUAUUGGAUGAAUUAAGGUAUUUAUGGUGUGGUUAGCGAGAAUUAAAAGAAGUCAAGAAACUGAUAAUUUUUUGUAAGGACAUUGAUACUUUUAAAUAGUUUUUUGGUAUUUAAAAAUAGUUAGUUGCAAAAGAUUAUCAAAAUCUCGACGUUUUGAGGCUCCGCAAUGAAAAAUCAUGCAACAAAAUGUAACACUAAAAAAUAUCAACAGUAAAAAAUGUCUGAAAAAAAUUACAAUAAAAAUAUCAUAUUGAUAA
Messenger RNA from Diachasmimorpha longicaudata, 4627 nucleotides. It is a transcript of the gene FucTA, whose product is annotated as glycoprotein 3-alpha-L-fucosyltransferase A. Gene Ontology annotation, molecular function: fucosyltransferase activity. NCBI's taxonomy places the organism in Eukaryota, Metazoa, Arthropoda, Insecta, Hymenoptera, Braconidae. The record is from RefSeq and is a predicted model, not a curated record. The transcript has 7 exons. The coding region runs from base 498 to 1955 and encodes 485 amino acids. Gene Ontology annotation, cellular component: membrane.